AGGAACGACUGACUAAUGUCCGCCCAUUCGUGUUCACUAUGGAGACAGAAGACGGUGCCAAGUAUUACCUCCAGGCCACCACGAAGCGUGAGAUGCAGAAAUGGAUCUCGCAACUCGCGAAAAUCGGCAAGAAUACCUCGGAGAAGAGAAGGACGUAUGUUGGCCCAGCUUCUGGUCACCCGCAAGAAAAUAUGCUUCCAGCUGCAAGGAAUCUGGGAAGGCAUCCCACAGCAGUAUUCUCGGUGCCUUUGGAUUUCCUGAUCGAAAGAGAGUACGGCUCUAUUCAAGUUGGUGCCAUUCCCAAGUUCUUGGAAGCUUGCCUCGAGGAAGUCGAAACCCGUGGAUUUAUCGAGGAUGGGAUUUACCGAAUCUCUGGUUCGAAACUCCAGAUUGAUCGUCUCAAGGCUGAGCUCAAUGCUGCUUCUAUAGGAUCUCACGUCAAAUUUGAAGAGCAAGAUAUACACAACAUUUGUUCGUUGAUCAAGCUUUGGAUAAGAGAGAUCCCAGAAGGGCUUUUCCCAGGCGAAUGCUUUUGGCUUGCCGCAGAGGCAGUUCGUGAAAAGGCAGUUCACAAACUACCUCUUGCUCACUUCAACGCUCUUCGACGACUCAUGGAGCAUCUUUCUGUAGCAAGCACACACGAAGACGUGACACGGAUGGCUGAAAAACAGUUUUCACUGGUAUUUGGACAAACAGUCUUUACCCCGCCAGAGUCGGAAGGGGUCAAGGCUAUCGGGGCGG
Messenger RNA from Acaulospora colombiana, 741 nucleotides. The record is from the annotation of a GenBank genome assembly. NCBI's taxonomy places the organism in Eukaryota, Fungi, Glomeromycota, Glomeromycetes, Diversisporales, Acaulosporaceae.